AACACAACUGGAAGGGGAUCGAAGACAGAACCUACUGGAUGAUCUUGUAACUCGAGAGAGACUACUUCUGGCCUCCUUUAAGAAUGAGGGUGCGGAGCCAGAUCUCAUCAGGUCCAGCCUGAUGAGUGAAGAGACUAAGCGAGGAGCACCCAACCCUUGGCUCUUUGAGGAGCCAGAGGAGACCAGAGGUUUGGGUUUUGAUGAAAUUCGGCAACAGCAACAGAAAAUUAUCCAAGAACAGGACGCAGGCCUUGAUGCCCUUUCCUCUAUCAUAAGUCGCCAAAAACAAAUGGGGCAGGAGAUUGGGAAUGAAUUGGAUGAGCAGAAUGAGAUCAUUGACGACCUUGCCAACCUUGUGGAGAACACAGAUGAAAAGCUUCGCAACGAAACCAGACGUGUGAAGCUGGUGGACAGAAAGUCAACCUCGUGUGGGAUGAUAAUGGUGAUUUUAUUGCUGCUUGUGGCUAUUGUGGUCGUUGCAGUCUGGCCAACCAGCUCAUAGCAAUAAGGGGACCACCCACUGUGACACCUGCCAAUGACAAAUGAAAGCCCAGCACCUUUUUGUUACGCAACACCUGCUCUCAAUAAACUCCCCAAAGCUCUGGA
This is a messenger RNA of Castor canadensis (American beaver), 606 nucleotides long. It is a transcript of the gene Stx8, whose product is annotated as syntaxin 8. Gene Ontology annotation, biological process: vesicle fusion; intracellular protein transport. Gene Ontology annotation, cellular component: SNARE complex; endomembrane system. The record is from RefSeq and is a predicted model, not a curated record. Gene Ontology annotation, molecular function: SNARE binding; SNAP receptor activity. Lineage: Eukaryota; Metazoa; Chordata; Mammalia; Rodentia; Castoridae.